Caenorhabditis elegans is the source of this 2458-nucleotide messenger RNA. It is a transcript of the gene tax-2, whose product is annotated as Cyclic nucleotide-binding domain-containing protein. The transcript is spliced from 14 exons. The record is from RefSeq and is marked reviewed. Gene Ontology annotation, biological process: monoatomic ion transport; transmembrane transport. The coding region runs from base 1 to 2403 and encodes 800 amino acids. NCBI's taxonomy places the organism in Eukaryota, Metazoa, Nematoda, Chromadorea, Rhabditida, Rhabditidae. Gene Ontology annotation, molecular function: monoatomic ion channel activity; intracellularly cyclic nucleotide-activated monoatomic cation channel activity. Gene Ontology annotation, cellular component: membrane.
AUGUAUCAAGUUCCAAAACGAGCAAAAACAAACUUGGCUCGCGAAAUACGGAAAAGAGAGUUCAGUUAUGUGGAUAGACAGAAAGCAAGUAAACCAACGCAGUUGAGUGAAAAAGAAUGGAAAUCGCCAAGAAGUGAAGAUUCCUUUGAUUUACUUGAUCCAGCAAAUGCUUCAAAAGAGCCAUCGGCCAGUACCCGACCACUUCCAUAUCCACCAACUCGCCCUCCAGAAGUCGUAAUUCAAAUUGAUGAAGUUGAAUCACCAAUUCUUGGACUUAUUGAUGAAACGGAUGAUCAUGAAUUGGAUGGAAGAUUGGAUCCAGCUUCAUCUUUUGAUGCAAAUUCACUUUCAGCCACAAGAGCAUCUAGUAUCAUUGAAGAUGAUGUUCGUUCUCAAAUAUCAUUUAUUAUGAGAGAAAGAUUACAUUCAAUUGCAAAAGAAGUUCAUAGAAGAACAUCUGCAGUUCGUGAAGAUUUAAUAAGAGAAACACCUGAAGAUACUGUAUCAAUGGCAUCUAAUGUACCAAAACAAAAUGAGCAUCGACCGAGUUUGAUGUCAUUGAUUGGACUGCAGAAUCGUUCUGAGUCACCGACUGUCGACACUGUCAAAAAUUGCUUUGGGUUUUCAUUGAAAGGAACAUUUCAUCCGUAUGGUCGUUUCUACAUGACAUGGCUCUCACUAGUUACUUUAUGUUUUUUAUUCAAUGCAUUUUGUAUUCCACUUCGAUCAAGUUAUCCUUAUCAGACAGCAGAUAACUGGAUGUAUUGGUUCAUUGUUGAUUAUUCUUGUGAUUUGGUUUAUGUAAUUGAUAUGCUGCUAAUCAAACCACGGUUAAGAUUCACGAGAGGAGGAAUUCAAGUCAAAAUUUAUAAAGAUACACAACGUCAUUAUCUGAUGACUAGAACCUUUAAACUGGAUAUUCUGAGUAUUCUUCCAACAGAUUUAAUGUAUUUCUUCUUUGGGAAAAUGCCAAUUUGGAGGAUUAAUCGAGUUUUGAAGAUCAACUCAUUUUGGCUACUUUUCGACAUGCUUGACAAUUCUUUUGCCAAUCCAUAUGCCAUUAGAAUUGCUCGGACUCUUUCAUAUAUGAUAUACAUCAUUCAUUGUAACAGUUGUGUAUAUUACAAACUUUCGGCAUUACAAGCGUUUGGACAAAUUGCUUAUUUGGAAAAUGGAAAAUGGUAUUUGAACAAAUGGGUUUAUAACAAUCAAGGAAAUGCGUAUAUCCGAUGCUUCUACUUCACCGCAGCCGUGGCCACAUCUACUGGAAAUAACCCAGCACCAACUAAUGUUAUCGAGUACAUUUACAUGACAUGUUCCUGGAUGAUGGGAGUGUUUGUAUUUGCCUUGUUGCUCGGUCAAAUUCGAGAUAUUGUGUCGAACGCAAAUCGCAAUCGGGAAGAAUUUCAAAGAAAAAUGGAUUUAGCAUUGGGAGAAUGCAAGAAACUUGGUCUGAAAAUGGAAACGACCAACCGAGUUCGUGAUUGGUUUAUCUACACCUGGCAGCAACAGAAAACUUUAGACGAAAAGAAGCUCAUCGAAAAACUGCCUCUCAAGCUACAAACUGAUCUGGCUUUGUCUGUUCAUUACACAACUUUGAGCAAAGUUCAACUAUUCCAAGACUGUGAUCGUGCUCUUCUGAGAGACUUGGUUUUAAAAUUGAGACCCGUUAUAUUUUUACCCGGUGAUAUGAUUUGUUUGAAGGGAGACGUUGGAAAAGAAAUGUACAUCAUAAAUCAAGGAAUUCUUCAAGUCGUUGGUGGAGAUCACAAUGAGAAAAUAUUUGCAGAAUUAGCACAAGGUGCAGUAUUUGGAGAAAUCAGUCUAUUGGCAAUUGGUGGAAAUAAUCGAAGAACUGCAUCGAUCCGUGCAAAGGGUUACUGUACUUUGUUCGUUUUAGCAAAGGAAGACUUGAAUGAUGUCAUCAGAUAUUAUCCACAAGCACAGACAAUUUUACGGAGAAAAGCAGCUGCUAUGUUGAAGAAUGAUAAAAAGAGUGAUGAAAAGACAGAAAAGAUAAAGGCGCAAGCAGAGUUAGAAGAUAGAUGUAAGAUUAAUCCAAGACAAGUUCCUAAAUUGAUUACGUUGAUUGCUAAUAUGACAGAGAUGAAUGAAAACAAAGGAGUUCAAGAAUUGAAGAAAGUUAUUGAGGAAGAAACAGAAAAGUCACGCCGGCAAUCGAUAUACUAUCCCUGGAGUACUCUACAAAGAGACGAUGACGACGAAGAAGAAUGGAAUGAUGAAGAGGAUCUAUCAGAUGUUGGAGAAGAUUUUGAUUUGGAUCCAACAAAUCAUUCCGACGAUGAGGAUCCGAUGGAGGAUGUUGACUUGGCACCGGAGGUACAUGAUGAUGAUUGGGAUCAACCAGGAACUUCCGGAACACAGAAACUACAUGCCGAUUAAUUUUCUUUUUUUUUUUUGAUUAUAACGUAAUAUAACCAGUAAAUUUAUUACAAAA